UUAAAGCUGGAAACAAUACUAGAACUUUCAAGGAGUCAUUCCACAAAGAGACUCAAAAACACACUGGACUGCUCAACUGCAAACCUAACACAGACAUGCUCGGCGAGUUCUCCGGCGAUGACGAUGUCGAAAACUGAAUACAAUGAUGAUUCAGAGUCUUUAGUAUGCCCAGAGUAUUUUAGUUGGAUCCAUGAAAAUUUAAAGCCAUGGAAAGACAAAGGAAUAUCAAGGGAGAAUGUAGAGGGAAUUAGAAAUAAAGCUUUCUUCAGGCUUCUUGUGAUAAAUGGGAGGGUCUACUUGAAGAAAUUUAAGGAUUUGCCCCCAUCUCAGUCCAGAGACUUGUAUACUAUUUGGGGGAUUCUACAACUUUUGAGGAAGUACCCAGGAAAGCUACCAGACUUGGAUAUAAUGUUCAAUUGUGGUGACAGACCUGUGAUCACAUCAGGACUUUACCAUGGACCCAAAGCCAGGAUCCCACCACCCUUAUUUCAUUACUGUGGGGAUGAUAAGUCCUUUGAUAUUGUUUUCCCUGAUUGGUCCUUCUGGGGUUGGCCAGAGAUAAACAUAAAGCCAUGGGACUCUUUGUUGCAAGAUUUGAAGGAAGGCAAUGAAAGGACUAACUGGAAUGAAAGAGAAGUUCAUGCCUACUGGAAAGGGAAUCCCGCGACGUCGAAGAGCAGGCGAGAGCUCAUGAAAUGCAAUGUCACAGAUAAACAAGAAUGGAAUGCUCGCCUCUAUGUUCAGGAUUGGGUCCUUGAAAGCAAACAAGGUUUCAAGCAAUCAAAACUGUCAAAUCAGUGCACUCACAGAUACAAAAUCUACAUUGAAGGUAUAGCAUGGUCUGUUAGCAUGAAAUACAUUCUAGCUUGUGAUUCAGUCACAUUGCUUGUAAACCCUAAAUACUACGACUUCAUCACCAGAGCCUUGAUACCUAUGCGCCAUUAUUGGCCGGUGAAGGACGACGACGAUAAGUGCAGGUCUAUUAAGCAUGCCGUCGACUGGGGAAACCAUCACAUUCAAGAGGCUCAGGCUAUUGGUAAGGCAGCAAGUAAGUUCAUACUAGAGGAUAUGAAAAUGGAUUAUGUGUAUGACUACAUGUUUCACUUGCUUAAUGAGUAUGGUAAUCUCUUGAGGUAUAAACCUACAGUACCUGAAGGGGCUACUGAGAUUUGUUUGGAGGCAUUUGCUUGUCCUGUAGAUGGAUUGAAGGAGGAGUUUUUGUUGGAGUCUAUGGUGAAGGAAGCUUCAGAUAAGAAACCCUGUACCAUGCCACCUCCCUUUGAUCCUUCAGCUCUUCAAGCAAUUCUUAAGGAAAAGGAAGAUUCCAUUCAUGAAGUGGAGACAUGGAAAAGGAAAUAUUGGGAGAAUCAGAGUCAUUAGCUCUCUAGCUUAAUCUUUUAUGUUCACUUGAAAGGAAUUGAAGUAAUUAAGGCUAGUAAAUCUCUCUCUCUCUCUCUCUCUCUCUCUCUCUCUCAUGUGAG
Messenger RNA from Macadamia integrifolia, 1481 nucleotides. RefSeq names its product O-glucosyltransferase rumi homolog. The transcript is spliced from 5 exons. The coding region runs from base 118 to 1380 and encodes 420 amino acids. Lineage: Eukaryota; Viridiplantae; Streptophyta; Magnoliopsida; Proteales; Proteaceae. The record is from RefSeq and is a predicted model, not a curated record.